CCGAGGCUGCGCGAAUGUGCGCGCAGGCGAGAGUGCGCCAGAGCGUGCGGUUCGCGUUCUCCUCCCCGACCCCUCCGCCGCUGUCGCCGCCGCCGCGAUGCCGAUGAAAGGGCGCUUCCCCAUCCGCCGGACCUUGCAAUACCUGAACCAGGGCGACGUCAUAUUUAAGAGCUCGGUCAAGGUCAUGACGGUGAAUUACAACACCCACGGAGAGCUGAGCGAGGGAGCCAGGAAAUUUGUGUUUUUCAACAUUCCUCAGAUUCAGUACAAAAACCCUUGGGUGCAGAUCAUGAUGUUCAAGAACAUGACGCCAUCGCCAUUUCUCCGGUUUUAUUUGAAUUCCGGUGAACAGGUCCUGGUGGACGUGGAGGACAAGAGCAACAAAGAGAUCAUGCAGCACAUCAAAAAGAUCCUGGGGAAAACCGAGGAAGUCCUUAAGAUGGAAGAGCUAGAGAAAAAGAAGCUUUCUCACCCAGCUAAUUUUGGACCCAAAAAGUAUUGCCUGCGGGAAUGUAUUUGUGAAGUGGAAGGACAGGUCCCCUGUCCGGCUGUCAUUCCUUUGCCCAAAGAGAUGACAGGCAAGUACAAAGCUGCUCUGAAAGCCAGUGCCCAAGACUGAGGGCCCACUGUGGAGGCUUCGGAUGCCUGGGACAUCCAGGCCAGUGCUGAAAGCCACGGGGCUUAGAGAUCAAGUGAGACCAAGGCAGAGAUUCACGCAGUCUCAGCAGCUGGGAAGCUCCGAGACCUCUCCAGAGCCCAGGAAGGCCCAAGCUACUUUGUAUUCCAAAGGAGCCAUUUUGGAGACUUGGCGCAGACUAGAGGAAGAAGACAAAAAACAAGGCUGGGGGAUAGAAGUGAAAAGACUUUUUUUUCUAAUAAAACACUCUGUGUUGCUUCUAUAAA
Antechinus flavipes (yellow-footed antechinus) is the source of this 903-nucleotide messenger RNA. It is a transcript of the gene MRPS25, whose product is annotated as mitochondrial ribosomal protein S25. Bases 98 to 619 code for a protein of 173 amino acids. Gene Ontology annotation, cellular component: mitochondrion. Gene Ontology annotation, molecular function: structural constituent of ribosome. The record is from RefSeq and is a predicted model, not a curated record. The transcript has 4 exons. NCBI's taxonomy places the organism in Eukaryota, Metazoa, Chordata, Mammalia, Dasyuromorphia, Dasyuridae.